Molecule: messenger RNA, 3289 nt
Organism: Camellia sinensis
Lineage: Eukaryota; Viridiplantae; Streptophyta; Magnoliopsida; Ericales; Theaceae
Product: laccase-11-like
Biological process (GO): lignin catabolic process
Cellular component (GO): apoplast
Molecular function (GO): hydroquinone:oxygen oxidoreductase activity; copper ion binding
Source: RefSeq, a predicted model, not a curated record
AACCCUAGCCUUAAGCUAAUAUCACCCGUAUUUGUAAACAGCCCCCAAGCUAGUGUCACUAUGAUGAGUCGAUGCCACUAAACUUGCCACCGGACUUAGUAGAGCAACUAGCCCCGUCCAUUUCUGUCCAGUAAUCAAUCCAGGUGUAGGAGCAAAGCGGUCAUGGGGCAGCCCCACGUAAGACAAAUGGUGAAUGCCCAAGAACCCUUUUCAGCUUACAGGGACAUCUCAACCAUCUUUUGGACAAUGCCCAUUAAAAAUGUGGAUGAUAUGAGGAUGCCCUCAUGUUCUUCCACCUAUUCACAAUAUCUUAUGCAUAAAACCCUAUCUUAGUGAAUCUAGCUGGCAAUUUGGAACAAAAUAUUCAAAAAUAAUGUAAAGUUGGUCACUCAUUAUCACCUUUCAAGGUACUCUAUAUGCAAUAUUUUAUAUCCCUAGACAAUAUACAGUCAUAUAUACAUGUAAAUGUAUUGGUAACAAACAUUACAUGGAUAUCUCAACUCCUCACAGCUGCUUCAAAGCUUUGUUCAACUCUUUGCACUUGCUUUACCUGUAGUCCAUCGGAACUCUACUUCCAGCUCUUCUUAAACCAUCAACUUAAGCUUCUUCUAAAUCAGCUCCUAUAAAUCCCAACAUUCCAUAGCAUCCAAAAACACACUCUUCACAACUCAGUCAUCAAUCAUCAGCAAACUUUCAUAAGAUAAAAAUGGUGACACUGCAAGGAUGUCUCCCUUUCAUCACUUUGUUCCUCAUUUUUCAUUUUUUUCCUGCCAACGCAGCAUUGAAGAAGUAUGACUUCAAUAUACAAGUGAAGAAUGUGAGCAGAUUGUGCAAUGCCAAACCAAUAGUGACAGUGAAUGGGAUGUUCCCAGGGCCUAGCAUUUAUGUUAGAGAAGGAGAUCAAGUCCUUGUAAAUGUUACCAACCAUGCACAAUACAACAUGUCCAUCCAUUGGCAUGACUUGAAACAGUUUCGCAACGGUUGGGCAGAUGGACCGGCAUAUAUAACACAGUGUCCAAUUAAAAACGGCCAUAGCUAUAUUUACAAUUUCACAGUUACGGAUCAAAGAGGAACUUUAUGGUGGCAUGCACACAUCCUGUGGCUAAGAGCAACAGUUUAUGGUGCCAUUGUUAUCAUGCCGAAGGAAGGGACUCCAUUUCCAUUCCCUCAGCCUCACCGGGAAACUAACAUAAUUUUAGGAGAAUGGUGGAAUCAAGAUGUCGAAACAAUUGUUACCCAAGCUAAUAAGUUGGGCUUGCCACCACAACCCUCCAAUGCUCAUACUAUCAAUGGAAAACCAGGACCACUUUUUCCGCGCUCUGAGAAACAUACCUUUGCAAUGGAGGUUGAGUUUGGAAAAACUUAUCUCUUGAGGAUCAUCAAUGCUGCACUUAAUGAUGAGCACUUCUUUGCCAUAGCCGGUCAUAGCAUGACGGUUGUGGAGAUCGAUGCAGUUUACACCAAGCCCUUCACGACCAAAGCUAUACUGAUCGUGCCUGGCCAAACCACAAAUGUUCUCGUCAAAGCUGACCAAUCUCCAAAGCGCUACUUCAUGGCUGCCAGGCCUUUCAUGGAUGCACCAAUUACUGUGGACAACAAACCUGUUACAGCUAUUUUACAAUACGAAGGCAUCCCAAAUUCAGUUCUACCAAUCUUACCCCAAUUACCGGUUUCCAAUGACACCAAGUUUGCAAUGAGCUAUAAUAGCAAGCUCAAAAGUCUCAACAGCCCACGAUUUCCGGCAAAAGUCCCUCUUCAGAUUGACCGCCAUCUUUUUUACACCAUUGGGUUAGGAAUUAACCCAUGCCCGACUUGCCAAAAAGGAACACAAGUAGUAGCUUCAUUAAACAACAUAACAUUUGUGAUGCCUAAGAUUGGGCUUUUACAGGCUCAUUAUUUCGACGUCUCAGGAGUUUUUAGAACUGAUUUCCCAGACAAGCCUCUUGCUCCAUUUAACUACACGGGAGCACCGCUUACAGCUAACCUUGGAACUGAUGGGGACCGGCUCAGUAAGCUGCCUUUCAAUUCUACAGUUGAAUUGGUCUUACAAGACACUAAUCUUCUUGCUGAAUCACACCCCUUUCGUCUUCAUGGGUUCAACUUUUUUGUUGUUGGGAGUGGGAUUGGAAACUUUGAUCCUAAAAAAGACCCGGCUAAAUUCAACUUGGUCGAUCCUCCAGAGAGAAAUACAGUUGGUGUUCCUACUGGAGGUUGGACUGCUAUCAGGUUCAGAGCUGAUAAUCCAGGUGUCUGGUUCAUGCAUUGUCAUCUAGAACUUCAUACAACGUGGGGGCUAAAGAUGGCAUUUGUAGUCAAGAAUGGGAAGUCAGCAGAAGAAUCUGUUCUACCACCUCCGAAAGACCUUCCACCCUGCUAGAUAUUGCAAAUCAAAGAAGAAAGAGCGUGACUCUCUCAGUGAAGCUGAAAGUUUCUCCUUUUCCCCUCAAUUUACCCAAGUCAAAAUUGUAAUCACUUUUCCUGCAAAAACUUGCAGCUGACUGUUUGGGAUGAGAUUUCCAUAAUUGUAAUGCUAAGAUAUUGUUUUGGAGUUUCCAUUAAACUCCGUAAAGAUAAUAAAUAAAUGAACUCCAAGAAGUGCCUCUGAAAUCCUACUCCCGAUAAUAAAGAACAUAUCUGACAAACAUCAAGGAACAAAAUUCUGAAGGUAAGAACAUGAGGGCUUUCUGAAACCAUGUUAAGCAGAGAAUGAGAUAAAAUGUGUGUAUGGUGUUUUGAAGGCAAAGCCUAGAUACAGAUAGAAUAGCGUCUACAAGACGAGACUGUGCAAGUAUAACUAAUAUAGUGAAGCAAAUUACAUCAACAUCUUAAACCAAUUCUAAUUGACUAAAAGUGCAUACCUACAACAUAAAAAGUUCAGCAGUAAACUGAAUAAAUCUCCCUAUUAAAGCCACCCCGUUCAGCGAGUUUAAACUACCCACAAAUGGUAUGCCAGCAUCAGGAAACAUAGGCUAACUUAGUGAUGAGCUCCUGCUCGACGGACCUGUAGAAUAGCAUAAACCUAGCCAGAUACUUGUCUCGCUCUGGAACACACAGCAGGUUACAAAAUUAAUUAAUGCUGCAGCAGAUAUAUUAGCCAAAAAGCCAUAGAACAUUGAAAGAAUCCUACCCAAACCCUAUCUUCAUCCUCCAAAUCUUGACAAAACCAUCCUUUACAAUGAUUGGCUCAUGAUAGUAAAAGAAAUUCAUUUUACUAGUCCUCCAAUGAUCUUUUAACAAAAUCAUAAUUCAGGCUAGUAUGGAGAACAGAAACUUGUAAAUACAAUUGAGG